CCGACCGUAUCUGCAUCUUGCAUACAGAGAAGGCCCAUCUACGCCGCGGACCGCAGGCCGCUUGUUCACGGCUCGAAAGACCAGGGGAAGCCGGAAACCGCACGGCCGGCCUGCCUCUAGUCGUCGUCGUCGUCGUCGUGGUGGUGCUUGCGGCAGCUCCGGAGUCCAGGCAGCACGCUAGUCGGGGGGCGCGGGGGAGGAGAUAUGGAUCGGUCGUAUCUCCCCGUGGCGGCGGCGGCCGUCGCCCUGGUCCUCGUGUGCUGCUCCGGCCUCUGCCGCGGCGAGCGGCUCGGGGCGAGGGAGUGCGAGGACCUGGGGUUCACCGGCCUCGCUCUCUGCUCCGACUGCAACGCGCUCUCCGAGUUCGUCAAGGACCAAGAGCUGGUGGAGGAUUGCCAUAAAUGUUGCACCGAGGAUUCAGAUGAUUCUAUCAGCAAGCUCACAUUUUCUGGUGCAAUUAUUGAGGUGUGCAUGAGGAAACUGGUAUUUUAUCCAGAAGUUGUUGGCUUCCUCGAAGAAGAUAAAGACGACUUCCCAUAUGUGGAAACCCGUUAUUCUUAUGGUUCGCCACCAAAGCUCAUAAUGCUUGACAACAAGGGUGAACAGAAGGAGACCAUAAGGCAAGUCCUACUUAAUUCUAGAGUAAACCUCCAACUAUCUGAUUUACAUUCUUACACUUGUAUUACUGCAAAUAGUAUAAGAACUGCCUGGCUGAAUCUUUUUCAUAUCCUGUCUUAGUUCAUUACAUACACUUAUAUAUGUUGUCUGCUUCCAAUCAUCCUUGCUCGUGCAGUAAUGUCAUGUAGUUCAUGUAAUACUCUGAUGACUGACACGAUAGGUAAAGAAAUGAUUGAUUUGUUUGUGCGUGCAUGCUUCAAAACAUAGUUUUAUUGAUAGAAACAAUGCUUAAGUGUACUUCUACUGGAAUGAUUCAUAAAGUUGCAGUAGUAUAGUCAAUAAACUAGGUAAUUUGCUGAAGUGGCCUGAAUUUAACCUUGGCGCAUCAUUCAUCUUUAAGGGACAGGUUUAACUAUUGUACUGAAUAAAUUGCCACCUUUCUAUAUGCGCGCCAAUUGCCUAACGUAGCUAAUGUCUGGUAGAAACAGUGUUCUC
Messenger RNA from Zea mays, 1113 nucleotides. RefSeq lists its product as uncharacterized. NCBI's taxonomy places the organism in Eukaryota, Viridiplantae, Streptophyta, Magnoliopsida, Poales, Poaceae. The record is from RefSeq and is a predicted model, not a curated record. Gene Ontology annotation, molecular function: oxidoreductase activity. The transcript is spliced from 3 exons. Gene Ontology annotation, cellular component: endoplasmic reticulum lumen. Bases 205 to 738 code for a protein of 177 amino acids.